UCCACAACCAUCUCUUUUGCAUGAAUAGAAGUUUGUCCUCCAAGAUGGAUUCAACUUUGGUUCCUAGCAAUGGUGAUAGAGAAUUAAUUUUCAGAUUCGUAGAAGAUUUAUACAGAGAAAUCAAGGCAGCUAAUUGGGAUUUCAUUUUUAAUGAAUAUGAGAAAAAUUUUAAAUGGGUUCACAGUGCUGUGUUGAUCAAGAUGUUAGGUGGAACGGUAUUGCAUUUAGCUGUCUCCGACGGCGUAGAAAAUAUUGUCGAGAAACUUGUAACAAUAAUUUGUAACAAUAUUGACGAGCAGAAGAAUGCUCUAAAAAUAAAAAACAAGCAAGGGAAUACCCCUUUGCAUGUGGCAGCAUCAACAGGGAGUCUGCGGAUGUGUAUCUGCAUUGCUGAAGCUAAUCCGUCAUUGGGGAAUGAACGUAACAAGGAGGGUGAGAGCCCUCUCUUCUUGGCCGCUCUUCUUGGUAGAACAGACAUCUUCCUUUGCCUCCAUUACAUCUGUAAAAGCCACCUAGACACAUCCUACUAUAGAAAAAAUGGUGGUGAGACUAUUCUACAUUGUGCCAUCAAGAGGGAGUGUUGGGAUCUGGCAUAUCAGAUACUUGACCAAGGACAACUUGCUACCUUUAUGGACGAGAGAGGAAUAUCGCCUCUCCAUCUCUUAGCAAAUAAGCCUUCCGCCUUCAAAAGUGGUUGCCGCCUUGGAUGGUGGAGCAGCAUAAUUUAUUAUUGUAUAGCGGUUGAUGUGCCCAAAAGAAUCGACCCGAGCAGAUUGAUUAAAAAAUGCACAGAAGAAGAAACAAAACACAAAUUCAUUCAAGUUGGACCCUUUGCUGAAAGUGAAGAUCAUAAGCAUUAUUCAUUUUGGAAAUAUUGUUCGCCCCCCUUUAUGAUUAUCACAUUUGUUAUCAGUGCAAUAUGGCGCAUUCCUGGAUUUGGUGCAAUAUGGCACAUUCUUGGAUUUGGGGAUAUAAAGAAGAUUAAAGAGACGCACAUGUUGCCCGAUUUGAUCAUCAAAACUGUUAUCAGAUCUACAAUCCAGGGGCAGUACUUCGAUAGAAGGACGAAUCCAUUGCUAACUGAAGAAACAGAUGCAUUCGAGGUUAUUGAAGAAGUUAUUGAAGAAUAUUGGAAGGAUGACGAGACACCCAUAUUGUCUGCGGCAAAAAACGGCAUCUUAGAAAUGGUUGAGAGAAUACUAUGUUAUUUUCCGAUGGCUAUACAUGACGAAAAUAGAGAUGGAAAAAAUGUAGUACUGUUGGCAGCGCAGUACAGACAAACACAAGUAUACGAGCUACUCCGAAAGACAAAUUUACGGAAAGAAAGCAUUUUUCAAAAACUGGAUAAAAAUGGGAACAGUGCACUGCACCUUGCAGCCACGCUAGAAGAGCAGAAGACUGGGCUAAUUCCUGGGGCUGCAUUGCAAAUGCAAUGGGAGAUCAAGUGGUAUGAGCACAUAAAGGACUCCAUGCCACCAGGCUUCCUUCAUCUCUCCAACAAUGACGGCGAAACCCCAGGGGAGAUCUUCAUGAAUACCCAUAAAAAACUUGUGGAAGAGGGUGGGAAGUGGCUAAGCGACACAUCGAAUGCAUGCUCAAUUGCAGCAGGUCUCUUUGUCACAGUUGCCUUUAACAUGUCAACCACCGUGCCUGGUGAUGUGGAUGACAACGGCUAUCCCCGCCUCGAAAAACAGCUGGCAUUUAAUAUUUUCGCUAUCUCAUCCUAUAUAUCCUUCUAUUCUUCGCUAUUAGCAGUCAUCAUGUUCCUUGCAAUCCUCACCUCCGGCUACAAAGAAAGCAGUUUUCGUAGUACCCUACCAAUGAAGCUUUUGUUGGUUUUAACAGCGUUCUACGUGUCUAUAGCAUCUACCGCAAUAUGUUUUUCUGCAGCACACUUCCUCAUUCUAAGAGAAAAACUGAAAUCUGCAGCCUUUCCAUCAUAUUCAUGGGCAGUCCUGCUGCUAAUAUUCUUUGCUAUAGCAGGGUUUCCGGUAUAA
Quercus lobata is the source of this 1997-nucleotide messenger RNA. RefSeq lists its product as uncharacterized. Gene Ontology annotation, molecular function: protein binding. Gene Ontology annotation, cellular component: membrane. The record is from RefSeq and is a predicted model, not a curated record. The transcript is spliced from 6 exons. Bases 21 to 1997 code for a protein of 658 amino acids. Lineage: Eukaryota; Viridiplantae; Streptophyta; Magnoliopsida; Fagales; Fagaceae.